AUGAAUAGGAAUUUGGUUGUUAAUAACAACCAAGCCCAAGACGAAGUAAGAAGUAUGGAAACAGCCAAAGAAGAGAAAAUUUCUUCGUGUCCCGAAGAUUUGGAAGGAAUUUUGGAAAAUGAUUCCAAGAUUCAAGGCUUUAGAAGCUCAGAAAUUAGCCCUUCGGAUAUUGAGGGACGUCAGGAUUUGUCAGCAGAAGAGGGAAUAAUGGAUGAGCAGAUUAGUGAGAAGGAGAUAAACAGCGAAAAUGAGAAUGGAAGUAAUCACAAUAAUGAAGAAUGUAGUAGUUCGAAUGAAGGGACACAUAUUGAGACGGGAUCGAAGAUUCCCAAUAAAAUUUUUGAGACUUUAAUACUGCCAACAUCAGCAAGGCUGAAUCCUACAGUAGGUUCCUACUUGGAGAAGUUGAGUCCAACAGCAUUAAAAGGAUUCCAAAAGAGGUUCUUUAAACUGAAUUUGACGGAUAAUGCUUUGUUAUAUUGGAGAGAGGAGCCAACAUUUCCAGACCAGCAACCAGCUGGAUGUAUUAACUUGUCAAGUGUGAUAGCUAUUCACAUAGAAGAUGCUUUAAACUUUGUUAUAAGAACUUUUGGAAGAGAUUACUGCUUAAGGGCUUUGUCACCUGGUGACAAAGAUAUUUGGUUGGAAUCUAUUUGCAUGGUAGUAAACGCAGUAGCACACAGAGAAACAUUAAAAGAUGCUUCCAAUCAUUAUAAUUUUAGCAAGGUUUUGAUGGAUGCUUCUGGGGGUAUCCAGACAUAUUUAACAGAGGCUUUAAAGACUCAGAGGAAAGUUAAAUGGACAAAAGAGGACAGAGUCCCUUUAACAUUUUCUCUACGAGGGAAGAAGAUGUUUUUGGGGGUUAAAGGUAUCCAGAACUCACUUGCAAAGUUGUGGUUUGACUGCGUCUUUAGUGUAAAUUACUUGUCUUCAUCUUCUUCACCUUGCUUGUCUUUAUACUCAGAUGUUUCAAGUAGCUCUGCAAGUAAUCAGUUUUUGGGAUUAGUACAUGGACAAGCACAAUUACCAAAUUUAUCUUCACCUCAACCUUCUCCAUCAUCACUUUCUUUGAAAACAUCUAAAGGUAUUGCCGGGACUAGAGGAGGUGUUACCGGAUUUAGAAGAUGCUACUACAGGGCCAGGAGCUCAUCUUAUUGUACAAGCACCUAUUCAAAGUCACAACAGGUUCCAACGCAUUCCACGACAUCAUCUCCACCUACUGGAGUUUUGAGACAGGAUGAAGGAGUUAAUUCAACCACCAAAUCAAUGGGAAGUUAUAACAGAAGGUUUACACCUGGAUAUUUCUAUGGGACUUACAGAGGCCAAAAUCUGAAGAUAAGUAAGAACAUGAUGGGUACAGGGCUAAACAAUCUAAAGAGAACGAAAACUUUGAGGGAUUUGAGCGGUUUUGGAAAUCUUAACCAGGCUCCAGAAGCGUUUAAGCACUCAGAACCAAAUGUACAGAGCUUCACAAGGAUGAGGUCUCAUCUGGAUAACGUCUUGUUUGGGACAAUUUAUAUUGAAAUUGGUCCUUUGCCUACACUCCAGCACCUUAUUCAGAGUAUUUCACUCAAUUCAGGUGUUUCUGGAGGGGCAGGGGGAGGUGAAUCUUCUUCAUCGUCCUCAUCUAACAACUCAAACCCUCCCUUAUCAUCUUUACAGAAAUUCUUUGCUUUACUGAUUUCCUCAAGGCCAAUAGCCAAUAACGAAGCAUUUUUCCCUUUACCUAAUAACUUUUCAUUAAAGCCUUGUGAUGCCAGGGCAUUUAGUUCCAAGCUGGGUUAUUCCCCAGCCUCAGAACCUGGCUCAGUUCCGGGAUCAGCAUCAGCAACAGCAUCAGCGUCGGUUAUGGGUAAUUGGAGGGAUUUUGAAACCCUUCCUUUUAACAUUCAAUUGGACUGCUUAUACUUAUUUUCACCAGAGUAUGAUGGUUCUCCUCCUUUAUAUGUUAUUGAGCUGGAUAAUAUCCAGUUAUCAAGCAAAAUUCGAGAAGUUCAAACUGGUUUUCAGUUUAGACUUCAAGUUCCUAUGGGAAACAUCUUGGCAAGUUUAAAAAACCCAGAAAAUAAGGAAAAGGACCUGGAGGAAGUUCAUAUCAUAUCUGAGGAAGAUACUGAAUUAAAAAAGGAACCACAGAAAGAGGACCAGAAAUAUAACCGUCAACCUAUUUUGGAGACAGGAUUAGAUGGUGAUUCGGAAGGUUGCAUAAGUCAAGAUGAUGAAAAGGAAACAGAUAGUCUAGAAGAGCAAAGCCAGGCUAUUCAUACCGAAGCUACGAGGUUGGAUAAGGGGCUAGAUACUAAUUCUCAGGUUCCUCGCUCAGAAACUUGCCAAAACUUAAAAGAUUCGAAUGCCUUGGCAUCCAAUAUUGAACCUGAGAUUAAUAAUGGUGAAUCACCUUUACCUGCUUGUGGGAUCAAUGGUUUAGGACAAAAUUCUCAUUUUAGAGAUACUAAAUACACAUCUAUUACAAAUCUAUUUCAUAAUCCAUCACUAAUUUUAUUUGGUUUAGGCGGCAAGAAACAGGCGGGCAACACAUGUCAUAAUGAGUUGGCCAAUUCAAUUUCUGCCAUGUCUGUGGCCCUUGCAAACAAUGGAAUAGUCUUUGGAGGCAGUAAUAUUUCCAAUGAAAGUAUUGGUUCUGGUAUUAUAGGUAAUAACAAUGUUAAUGUUCUUUCCAUGGAAAAAAUAUCAAUAAGAAUAAUUUCAAUCUUUGGCCCUGACGCAGAGAUUUGGAGAGAAGCAUUAAUUGCUAGCUGUAGGGCUAGACAUGCAGCAAAGGAAAACAGAUUAAGAACUUUACAUGAUGAACUAAGAGCCUUUGACAGCAUUCCAAAAGAACUUUUGGAUGAAAAUAUUCAUCAUUUAUUUUAUAAGACAUUGAUUUAUAUUUCUGUUGCUUCUGGGAUAAAAACAUGUGGAAUCACGGGUAUGGGUUUUGGAGGAGGAAUGAAUAGUGAUGGUGGAAACAUGAUGUGUAGCAGUGACUUUAGAAGAAUAUCUCCAAUGGUAGGAGUUUUGAAUGAUCAUUAUAGUAACAACAAUUUUGGUUCUGUGGGAUUUGGGAAUAAUGUAAUUAGAACUUGGAUUAAAAGAUUAGUACACCAUAUUUCAAGUAGUUUUGUUACAAUCCCGAUAUUAAGGAUACUACAAGGUUUAGAAGUCUUUAAUUUAACUGGGAGGGAUUUAUUACAAGCUUCUACUCGUAUAAUGUCAAAUCCAAGAGUUGACAUAUUAAGAUUUGUUCAUGACAAAUAUAUGGUACCGAUAUUAAUGGUAAUACAAGAAUGUUUUACAAGAAGGAAUGAUUUAAUGAGAGAAGUGGAUAUUCUAUUGAUUUUAGAGUUUUUGGUUGAUUUAAGACUGAGUUAUGAGUAUUGUGGGAUUUAUGAUUCUAAAUUCAAGUAUUUAAUUUUGAGUUUUUCUUCUUUAUAUAUGAAAAAACUUAUUCAGCCUUACUAUAAAAAGAUCUUCAGAUCUAUACACAACACAUGUUAUUUGGGUAAGACUUUUAGAGAUAAGGAAUCGGGUACCUUACAUAUAUCAAUAUUUUCGGAGUUAUUUUCAUCCUUAAAUUCAAUGGUGAAUUUAUUCACAUCUUUAAAGCUUUAUCACUAUUCAGUUGAGGUGAGGAGUGUUUUGUUUAUAGCUGUUCAACAUGCUUUAAUGCAGUACCAGUUGGCUAUUAGAGAUGUUGUAUUGCGUAAUUUAUGUAGUCUUACAGAUUUGAAUCAUGAGAAGCAAAAGUUCUUUUUUCAACAUGAUUCCAAGAUAAUUCAGGAAGGAUUAAUAAGAAGAAAAUGUGAAGGAGUAGAAGAUUGUUGGUGUUGGAAAUGUUAUUGUAAUCAAAGGAAUUUACUUGAGGAAAUUGACUACUCUAGGAUUUCUAUUUCUUCAGAGGUAAUUUGUGGAUUAUUAAAUGGCAUGGAGUAUUGUAUUUGUAAGUGUGAUGAGUUGGAUUUAUUGAUGGAGAGAUGGAGUCCAUUUGUUUUUUAUAAGUUUGAACAGGAAUACUUUAGGGAGGUUCCUGCGGAUACUGGAAUAGUUGGUAGCACUACUGUGGGUAUUGCCACAAGAGUUACUACCCAAUCUAUGGAGGUUGUAGACUCUAAUAUUGGAAAUAUUAGUGGUUUAAUGGGAGGAGGGGAUUCUUUAAUGGCAACUGUUAGCUCAGGUGGAAGUGGGAAUAGUGUUGCUGGUAUUGUUAAUGGUAAUGGUAAUAGUAAUAAUAGUAACAGCAAUAUUGGAUCUGUUGGAACAAUACUAUCUGGGGAUCUGGGAGGUACUGGGAAAGUUAGUAUUGGAACAAAUAACACUAAUUCUUCAUCUAAUUCUGCAUCAGUUGCAACAUCUUCCUUAUCACCAUCAUCAGUUCCAAUUCCUGUUUCAAUUGUAGGCUCUGGUUUAAAUCAGGGAGCUUCUAUAUCAGGAAUUUUGGGACAAUCAGGAUCAGCGACUUCUGGUGUUUUGCUAUCGGGAGUUCAGUCUUCAGAUUCAGCUUCUAUUCCAGCUCAGGUACAACCACCAGUUCAAGUUCAAGCUCCAGUUUCAGUUCAGGUUCCAGUUCAAGUUCAAGUUCCAGUUCCAGUUUCAGGAUCAGCUUCAGCUCCUCCAAUGGGAUCCGGGGCAAGUGGAGUAAUAGUAAAGACUACAGGGAAUAAUCCAGGUUAUACUAAUAUAAACUCUUCAUCUCCGUCCAUGGUUUCAAAAAGUAAUGCUGGUAUGGUAUCUGUUAAAGGAUUAGUAGUUCCAAUGGGCACUAAUAAUAAUAAUAAUAAUAAUAAUAAUAAUAAUAAUAAUAGUACUAAUAAUACUAUGAAUACAACAAUAUCAAGCCAGAUGAUGACAAUAUCAGCUUUGAAUGAUGAGAAGCUUCAGGAUAUGGUAAGUAUAUACUCUGCAGGAAACUUAAGAGAAGAGGCGAGAAGAUUUACUUUGUUGUUCCAUAUUUCAAAAAUGUACUUAGCAAUUAAGACAUGUAAGGAAUGGUAUAGAAGAAUACAAACACAUUUUUUGAAUGCUUUAAAAAAUGUUGGUAAUAAUAUUUCAAAGGUACCGGGAGAAGAUAAUAGUUUCAUGAAAUAUGUAUUAUCUUUGGAUAUGGACUCAUUACUUAAAGAAGCUUUGAGACCACAAUUAAGAGUAUUGAAAAUUUCUCUAAAGAAGAGUUUGUUUAGUAAAGUAUCGAAGUUGGUUUUAGAAUAUAUUAUUAGAGUUUACAUUGAGUCUUUAUUACUAUUUGCAUUAAACUAUUCAGUGAUUCAGGCUGGAAUUUAUGAUGAGACUUAUGAUACUUUGGGAGUAGGAUUAGAAGGAAUGGUAAAAGAUUCAUUAUCUUCAUCAUAUUCUAUGGUAGGAGGAGGUAUAGAUGAUAUGAGUAAUAUGAAUAUGAUAGCAGCAAAGUUAUUGGAGGAUUGGGAUGUGAUUGGCCAUUUUUUUCAGGAUUGUAUGUCAGAGGAAGCUACUAGAGAAUGUUUGAUUAUUUUAGCAGAUUUGCAUGAUAUAUUAACUUCUCAGAGACUUUCUUUAUAUGAAAAAUGCCUUGAUUUUCAAGAAAAGUACCGUAUUUUUGACUUAUCUCUAUUUAUUAAGAUUAUCUUAAUAUUAAGAUUGGAAGUUAGAUUACUGAGAUCUUUUAAUAGAUUAAAUGGAACUGGGGAUGGUAACAAUAAAGGUAAUGAUUGUCAUCAUCAUAAUGUAUCUUAUUCUUCUAAUGUUGAAAUUAGCCAAUCAUUUGGUUUAAAUAAUAAGAUUAUAAUGGUACCGAUAACAACUAUGAAUGAUUUAUCAAUAUCGGUACCUUUAAAUGAAACAGCAAGAGAUGAGGUAAGCCGUAUAAUGUUGGAAGGUAUUCAUGAGAUGAGUCUGACAAGUAGUAAUGAUAAUAAUAAUAAUAAUAUUAGUUUUAGAGCAGAAGUUUUAUCAUCAACAGGAGGAGAAGUAGAAGGAGGUGGGGGUGGUGAUGGCGGGGGGGCAGUAGUAGGUAACGGUACCAAUAGUGGGAGUAUUUCUGAGAUGGCGAAUGAAAUGGAUGUUUUGGGUGGAAUUUCUCCUGGAUUAAUGAUUUCUUGGACCAAGGAUAACUUGUAUUACUGGAAUAAACAGAUGAAUAUAGUUAAGAAUGUCUCAUCAUCUAUAGUUCAAAGUGGUACUGGUACCGUUAAUAAUACUAAUAACGCUGUUAAUAAUAAUAUUAGUCAUAAUAACAAUAAUAGUGGUAAUAAUAAUAUUAAUAAUAAUAGUAGUAAUAAUAAUAAUAAUAAUAAUAAUAAUAAUAAUAAUAAUAAUAAUAAUAAUAAUAUUAACAAUAAUAAUAUUAAUAAUAAUAAUAAUAAUAAUAGCAUUACUGCUAAUAUCAUCACCUCCAGUGGUUUAAGUGAUCCUUUAUUGUUGAGAAAAAUCAACAAUCUAAGCUCUGAAGAGAUGAGUCUCAUUGUUGGAGAUGGGCAAUCUAUAAGUUGUGAUGGUAGUGCUGGAAAUCAUCCAAGUGUUGUUUUAACAAAUAGCAAUUCUGGCAAUUCUGGGAAUAUUGGAGGAUGUGGUACAACAUUUGAUGGUACUGGGUCUGGAAAUAACAACAAUCCAUUGCUCUUAACUUCUGGAUCAUCUAAUUUGGUUUUAUCAUCAAAUUCUAUCACAGUAAUGAAUACAAGUGGAAACAUAAAAAACUUGGCUGCUGUAACUACCAAUGUGGGAACUUUAUCUUCGUCCGCCUUAAAUACAUUGGCUGGAGCUGGAGUUGCUUUAUCUUCAUCUUCUGCUAAUGUUGCUAAUAGCAGCUCAGUUCCCUCUGUUUCGACUCCAGGAUGCAAUUCAGGCUCUGUUACAGGCACUCCGACUCAGGCUCAGACCCAGACUCAAACUCAUACUCAUACUCAGGUUCAAGCUCUAAUUCAAUCUCAGAAUCAGGCCCAGGUUCAGACUCAAACUCAAUCUCAAGCUUUUGCUGCAAAUUCAACAACUAUAGGAGUAGGGAACAAUAUUGGACUUACUUUGGGUUUGAACAAUUGCACUGUUUCUUCGAAUAUCCCCACAUCCACACCUAAUAAUGGUGGUAAUAGUAGUAGUAAUGGAAGCAGUGGUAGUAAUAGUAACAUAGGUGGGGGAGGAGCUCCAAGUAAUCACCCCAAUCAAUCAAUUACUUCAGUUUCUGCUACAUCAUCUAAUAUGAAGAGGUCAUUUUCAUUGGAAUUUCUUUCUCAAGUAACAGGAGAUGAAGCUCCUGAGAAAGGAGUAAUUUCAUCAUUUUUACUUGGAAAGACUUCAGUAUAUUCCCCAAUUUCUGUAUUAUCAUUAUCAGGUUUAAAUGGAGGAGCAGGAUGUACAAUUCUGCAAGAUUUCAUGGAAAGAGAAGAAAAGUGGUGGGAAAACAUUUACAGUUAUUACUCUCAGAUUUAUAUCCCUGCAUAUUUGUUCGGAAUGAUUUCUACUCGCUUAUCAGUUGAUGAUCAUUUCGAGGAGGGAAUUGAAGGAGGAGCAAAGUCAGCAGUAGUGACAGGAAUAGGAGCAGGAAUGGGAACAGGAACGGGAACAGGAACGGGAACAGGAACGGGAACAGGAACAGGAACAAAAGCAACAGGAACGGGAACGGGAACAAAAGCAACAGGAGAGUUCUCUAUCUCAAAUACUAAUUCUGCUAUAGGUUCUAGUAACACAAAUUCAAGUUCUAAGGGUUACCAAAACAAUACAUUAAAUACGCCAGAAACAUUGCCUAAUCUAAAUGGCAAUGAAGGUAACAGAGACUUUAUAGUUAAUUUAGCAAUAAAUAUGUAUCAGAAAUAUACUCAUUUAUCAAGAAUCCUAACAAAUACGUUCUAUGGAAGAUAUAUUUCUGAUCCUGGUAGCUAUCUUAAACCUGCAACUACUGAAGGUACCGCUUUAAGUUAUUUAAUUGGAUCAGGAAAAUUACCGGUACAGAUGACAGUAUCAGAUGGAAAGUUGAAGGAUAAAGAAAGCAACAUGAUUAUUAAUAAUAAUGGAUGUAGUAACAAUAGUGGUGAAUGGUAUCACCAAGCCUUGAAUCAUUAUAAGCUUUGCCAAAGUAUGAUACAAUUCAAGUAUUGUAGUAAUAAUGGACUUAAUGAUAACAAUAGGGAUUGGAAACCUGGUUAUAUGGUCAUUGAAGAUUUUUCUAUUCACAUAUAUGAUAGUGUAUUUAAACAUAAACUACUGGAUAUACUUUCAAUACGCCCAAAUAAUUAUGGGGAGAGAAUUACUAGUAUUUGUAUUGAUCCUCAAGAUUUAACAAGGACAGGAUUUAUUAUCUUUUGGGGAGAGAGAGAAUUUGAUGGUUUUAAUAAUAGUAACAAUAAUAGUAGUAACAAUAGUAAUACUGGAACAGGAGGAGCAGGAAGUGCAAAUUUAUCAAGAACAGCUAGCAAUUUAUCUCCUGUACAACAAAAUGUCAUGAGUUCCAAUUUAACUGGUAAUUCCAACUCAAGUUUGCUACAAAUGAGUGCAAACAAUACUACAACUGGAGGUUUGACUUCUAACUCUACGAUAAAUAUAAAUAACUUAUCCACUCAAGAUUCCCAUAAUAAUAUUCAACAACAACAACAACAGCAACAAGGUCAAAAUUAUAACAUUAACAAUUAUGUUGAUGUGAAAAAUUGUUCUUUACAUGUAAAGGCGCCAACCCCACAAAUGGCGGCAAUUUGGGUGUCAGAAGUUGACAUACUUAUUCAAAAAUCAAGAAACAACUGGGGAAUUGGGUUUUUAGAAAGCUUUGAAAGAAAGAAAUUUUGCCAGUAUAUGAGAGUUGAAUAG
Molecule: messenger RNA, 8766 nt
Organism: Cryptosporidium ubiquitum
Lineage: Eukaryota; Apicomplexa; Conoidasida; Eucoccidiorida; Cryptosporidiidae
Exons: 1
Coding region: 1-8766 (2921 amino acids)
Source: RefSeq, a predicted model, not a curated record